AAUCUUUCCAUUUCCCCCUGUGAGCUCGAUGAUCUCUGGCAUCGAUUGAAUUGGCUCUAGCUUUGACAGUUCAUUGUAAGAUAUGGCAGGAGUCGAGUCUACACAACCUGCUCAGGUUGAGAUUUCUAACACGGGCAAUGUGCUAUCGGAAGGAUAUGACAAGAAAUGUAUUUUCUGCAGGAUCGUAAACAAUGAGAUGGGGACGGAGCUUAUUCACUGUGAGGACAAAGAGCUCGCAUGUUUCAGAGACAUAAAACCUGCAGCUCCCCACCAUUACUUGGUCGUCCCAAUCAAGCAUGUUGGUAACUGCAAAUCACUCAGCAACAGACAUGUACCUUUGGUGAAGCGGAUGGUCGAGACAGGGAAGGAGAUCCUCCAGAAAAACAACGUAACAGAUCUCAGUGAUGUCAGGUUCGGUUUUCACUGGCCCCCAUUCUGUUCUGUCACACAUCUACAUCUUCAUGUUUUGGCACCUGUCAGUCAAUUGGGCUUCAUGUCCCGCCUCUUCUACAGACUCAACUCCUAUUGGUUUAUCACAGCAGACCAGCUGAUUGAGCUUCUCAACUCUAAAGGAGAGACCAGCUGAUCACAAGGAUCGAGCUCUUGCAGCGUUUGACUGUGAUGAAGAGAUAUAACCAUCCACCUUUUUGCAUCCAUUUUCAUGCUGGGUGGUAUACACUCGCAUGAAGUUGGUGUGUGUUUGGCCCAUAAUACCAAUAUGUUCAACCAGUGACAUAUUUAAAACUGGAAGAAAAAUAAAGCCAAAUCUUGAGUCUUGCUGCUUGAGAAAUGCUGCACAAUUUAUCCACUAUUAACAACUGAGUAUCCCUCACUCAAAGUACAGUUCAGUACACUUGAAUUGAUCUCAACAAGCACUGAAAUGCAAUGAGUUAUUUGCUUAUUUUGUAUCUGUUUUGAUGUGAUGUCUCUGUGUUAACAUAUAUACAGUAAUAUAACCAAGAACUAUUAAUGGAAUGUAAAGAAAAUGAGAUAUAUCUACUGUACAAAUGUGUAUGCAUUUUCAGAAAUGUUCUCUGUGAUUUUCUGAGCUGUCUUGAUUUAUAUGUUUGAGUGAAAGGUUCACAUAACAACUACAGUCAAACAUUAAUGAAAGCUACACUGUCUUUUCUUUCUUUAUUAUAAUACCUGAAGCAGUACUUUCUAAUUUAUCUGUCCACUACUGCUGCUGAAAAGGCCAUUACUGUACUCAACUGCAGCAGUGGAUAUUAUGGCGUCUAUCAGUCAGUGCAUAGACCUUGACUAUAUAGUUCUCACUCAGCAUUUUAGUUCAUUGUACAUCUAUUUUGGUGUGGUUCAGGUAUACAGUUGUAACAAGUUUUCUAUAAUUACAGAGCAUUAUAGUAAAUACAUGCCAUAUUGUCUGUCACAGGCAGCCUCAUGUUCUCAAUGACCUUUUGACUCACACUUGUAGUUUAGGUACAAAU
This is a messenger RNA of Monopterus albus (swamp eel), 1445 nucleotides long. Its product is annotated as histidine triad nucleotide-binding protein 3. NCBI's taxonomy places the organism in Eukaryota, Metazoa, Chordata, Actinopteri, Synbranchiformes, Synbranchidae. Gene Ontology annotation, molecular function: catalytic activity. The coding region runs from base 83 to 586 and encodes 167 amino acids. The record is from RefSeq and is a predicted model, not a curated record. The transcript is spliced from 5 exons.